Messenger RNA from Telopea speciosissima, 689 nucleotides. RefSeq names its product heat shock factor-binding protein. The transcript has 5 exons. Lineage: Eukaryota; Viridiplantae; Streptophyta; Magnoliopsida; Proteales; Proteaceae. Gene Ontology annotation, biological process: cellular heat acclimation. The coding region runs from base 9 to 365 and encodes 118 amino acids. Gene Ontology annotation, cellular component: cytosol; nucleus. Gene Ontology annotation, molecular function: transcription corepressor activity. The record is from RefSeq and is a predicted model, not a curated record.
CACAUCACAUGACAUCGUUCAUUCGUUUCUUUCCCGCAUCGAUGCGAAGUUCUGCAUCGACUGUGAGCGAAAAACAGAUUACAGGAAGGGAAAACAUGGAUGGACAAGAUUCAGAUGAUUCAAAGCAAAGCACUGCUGAUAUGACAGUUUUUGUCCAAAACCUUCUUCAGCAGAUGCAAUCCCGGUUUCAGGCAAUGUCGGAGUCUAUUGUCUCAAAAAUCGAUGACAUGGGCCAGCGGAUUGAUGACUUGGAGCAGAACAUCAAUGAACUCAGAAACGAAAUGGGAACUGAGGGCUCUCCCUCUCCAGUGGCUCCAACGAAAGCAAAGUCAGAAGACACAAAACCAUCGGAUGUUACACCAUGAUAUUAGGUGUGAUGUGUGAACAGAAGGUCGGGGUUUCGCUGGACAUGAAAAUGGAAGUUCCUUCUAUUACACUGAGAUAAGUUUCUCUACCUGCUUUCUUAUUUUGUCGUUUUCUUAUAGUUUGGAGGCUGUAAAGUACUUGUUAGAAGAGUAUAUUCAGCUUCUCUUAAAUGUUCUAGUCUAGCUGCUUUCUUGUUUUGUCAUUUUCGUAUAGGUUGAAGUGCCUGAAAGUCAAUGUAUGUUUUUCAUGAGAUUCGUCAUUUAUUGUGGAUAAGAGCAGAUUUGCUUCUUCAGAUACGUGUUACUACUGUUAAGUGUGACAAA